Molecule: messenger RNA, 1635 nt
Organism: Aphanomyces invadans
Lineage: Eukaryota; Oomycota; Saprolegniomycetes; Saprolegniales; Verrucalvaceae
Product: AGC protein kinase
Exons: 4
Coding region: 48-1589 (513 amino acids)
Biological process (GO): protein phosphorylation
Molecular function (GO): ATP binding; protein serine/threonine kinase activity; phosphatidylinositol binding
Source: RefSeq, a predicted model, not a curated record
CAUCGGGGUACACACUGGGCGAAGUUCGCGAUCGAGAGGUGGCCGCGAUGACUGUGACAGGAGUGCGCAUCCCGUCGUGGGACUCCCGACUGGAGCUUCGUCACCAGCAACGGUACACAGUCUUCAUGAUGUCCGUCGAAUCCACCGACUCGACAUGGAACCUUUGCAAACGGUACAGUGAAUUCCGCGCGCUGCACAAGGCGCUGUGCCCGCGGUUUGCCGCCGUGCGGAGUCUGCCAUUUCCUCCCAAGCGUCUCUUUUCGUCCUUGUCGCUUCGCGUGAUUGAGCAGCGCCGUCUUGGCUUUGAAACCUACAUGCAAGCUCUCUUGGCAUUGCGCCCUCGUCCACCAGAGCUCGAAACGUUUUUGUCUCCUCGAUCUGCCAACCCCGACGAAUCCAUGAACGAUGACUUGGAAGACCGCAUGACCGCGACGUCGCACAGUCCUCCCGUUGAGACGGACCUGUUCGCGUCGUCACGGGAGCCGUUCGAUGUCGAGCACAAAUGGUCCAUGGACGACUUUGAAGUCCUCAAGGUGCUCGGGAAAGGAUCGUUUGGCAAAGUGUACUUGGUCUGUCGAAAGCAGUCGCCGUCUGCAUUGUACGCCAUGAAGGUACUCAAGAAGCGCGAGCUGAUCCAGCGCCACCAAGUCGACCACACCAUGACCGAGCGCGACGUGAUGACCGUUCUCGACCAUCCAUUCGUGGUGACCCUCCGUGUCGCAUUCCAGACCCGCGAGCGGCUCUUCAUGGUGUCCGACUUUUGCAUUGGAGGUGAAAUUUUCUUCCACCUCAAGAAGUUUCGUGCGUUCAGCGAGACCAUGGUUCGCUUCUACGCGGCCGAGCUCGUCGCGGCUCUCGGCCAUUUGCACUCCAAGGGCAUCGUGUACAGGGACCUCAAGCCAGAAAACGUCUUGCUCGAUGCGGACGGCCACGUGCGCAUCACGGACUUUGGACUGGCGAAGAGCCGGGUGAGCGCUCUGGACGGCGCCCGCACGUUCUGCGGGACACCCGAGUACCUGGCGCCGGAGAUGCUGAUCGCUCGCAAGAAGAAAGCAACUUACGGAUUUGCCGUCGACUGGUGGAGCCUUGGCACUCUCUUGUUUGAGAUGCUCACGGGAUGGCCGCCAUUCUUCGACAAGGACGUCCAGCGCAUGUGCGACAACAUACUGCAUCAACCGCUCACGUUUCCCGCGCGAUUCGGAUUGUCUUCUGCGACCAAAUCGCUUCUCCGUGGGCUCCUCGAACGGGACCCGACGACGCGGCUGACAGAAGAAAGUCUCCGGCAGCACCCGUUCUUCGCCGGCCUCAACUGGACCGCCCUCGUCGCUAAACAGAUCAAACCUCCAUUCAAACCUCGCGUAAACUCGCCGACGGACCUCCAAAAUUUUGACAAUGAGUUUACGCGAACCAGCGUCGGCACCCUCACCGACAACGACACGGUCGGCGGCGAUGACGACGACGAUGUCGACGAUUUUCAAGGAUUCUCCUUUACCAUCCCCACCACCACCGCAAAUGGUUCCCAUCCCCUUCCAGCGCGUAAGCACCCGACGAACGGCGCCCGCCUCCAAAGAGGCCACUCGAUGUCGUGAUAUUUAUGCCCGAAUAAUCGAGUGUCGUUCGAUUGUCGGUGGCCAA